Messenger RNA from Sinocyclocheilus anshuiensis, 1311 nucleotides. Its product is annotated as sodium-dependent phosphate transport protein 2A-like. NCBI's taxonomy places the organism in Eukaryota, Metazoa, Chordata, Actinopteri, Cypriniformes, Cyprinidae. Bases 1 to 1311 code for a protein of 436 amino acids. Gene Ontology annotation, molecular function: sodium:phosphate symporter activity. Gene Ontology annotation, biological process: intracellular phosphate ion homeostasis; sodium-dependent phosphate transport. The transcript has 10 exons. The record is from RefSeq and is a predicted model, not a curated record. Gene Ontology annotation, cellular component: brush border; apical plasma membrane; vesicle.
AUGGCUGUGGAGGCAUUCAGAAGGGAACGCUGCCCUGGGGGUCACGACCCCAGAAAUAACAGCACAGUUCUGGACCUGGUGAGCAGCGGCCAUGACCAGACCUCCAACACUGAUGCUGACCGUCCUUCAUCCAAACCCUGGGAAGCAGGACAACUUCCCAAAGUCCACUUGCCCACAAAGACCUGCGAGGACAGACGUGGAGAAAUGUCUUCACAGUUCAUUAGUUUACUUAGGAUUCCUCUCCUCUUGCUCUUGCUCUAUGGGUUUGUGUGUUCGCUGGAUGUACUGAGCUCUGCUUUUCAGCUGGCUGGAGGCAAAGUGGCUGGAGACAUUUUCCAGGACAAUGCCAUCCUAUCCAACCCCGUAGCAGGACUUAUGGUGGGGAUUCUGGUCACGGUUCUGGUCCAGAGCUCCAGUACUUCCACAUCCAUUAUAGUCAGCUUGGUCUCAUCUGGAUUGCUCGAAGUGAAGUCUGCCGUCCCCAUCAUUAUGGGCUCCAACAUCGGCACGUCUGUCACCAACACCAUUGUUGCCCUGAUGCAGGCAGGAGAGAGGAACGAUUUUAAACGGGCGUUUGCUGGGGCGACGAUCCAUGACUGUUUUAACUGGCUGUCUGUGCUGGUGCUGCUGCCGGUUGAGGUGGCGUCCGGUCUGGUGAGUCACCUGGCCAGAGUCACUGUCAGCAGCUUUCAGCUGCACAGAGGAGAGGAAGCACCUGAACUGCUGAAGACGCUCACUGAACCCUUCACCAAACUCAUCAUACAGCUGGAUAAAUCAGUAAUAACGGGCAUUGCUCUAGGCGACGAGUCCAUGAGGAAUCACAGCCUCGUGAAAGUCUGGUGCAAGUCUAGCAUCUUUGUGUCCUCAGUGAAUGUGACAGCAGCGGCCGCCCAGAACUGCUCCACUGAACUGCAUUGUGGGAAGUACAGUGAUCUCACCUGGAUCACACAGAAUAUCACCUUGCAGAUCAACACAGAGAAAUGCCAGCAUCUGUUUGUGGACUCGGGUUUGUCUGACCUGGCGGUGGGGCUCAUUCUGUUAGCCAGCUCUCUGAUGGUGCUGUGCACCUGCCUGCUGCUGAUCGUCAAAGUGCUGAACUCUCUCCUCAAAGGUCAAGUUGCAAAGGUCAUCGAAGGGGUCAUCAACACGGAUUUCCCGUACCCUCUUGGCUGGCUGUCAGGAUAUCUGGCCAUGUUGAUGGGAGCAGGAAUGACCUUUAUCAUCCAGAGCAGCUCUGUUUUAACCUCGGCUAUGACUCCACUCAUAGGUACAUCUCUAAUGAAUGACUUCUUCAACAGAUCGUUGUACUAG